UUCAAGGUUAAUAUCAGCGACCACAAGAUGGCGUACAUUAUGCGACGCUACUUUGACGUCCCUGUUUAAAGUAAAAUAUUAUCGUUUCUGCUCGAAAAAAUGUGAAAAAUUACCGUCGGUCACGUUAUAUUUGGUCUUCCUACGUUCUUAAUGAAUAAUGUGGUGGACAGAAAUUGUGUUAAAUCGGAAGUUUGGACCAAUCAACGUAUUUGGAUCGGUGCACGCACUGUACGCGCGGUAGGCACCGCCGCGAUUGGCCAACUUACGAAAGGAUGGCUCCGUGAAAGAACAUGGCUGCGACACAAGCCGAGAGCCAACAAAACGAUGUGAAUUUAAGUGAGUCUGUAAAAUGCAUACAAAAACGUCCUCAAGUCGUUGCGAAUAGUUCAAGUGCUAGUGGAAAACAGCAGCUGGAUCAGGAGCCGGCCGAUAAAACAGCCACCCGGGGCGCGGCCCAGCUGCUGAACUAUGUGAAGCGCGCGGACUCAGGUUUCGAGAUGAGUCAAUACCGUGAGGACAUUGGCGGACACACCGCCGCCGAGGUCAAAUCUCCCCGUGAACCCCAACAGAAUAAUCCCCAGGAUCAGCAACAGCAGUCCGUCAACGACGCCUCAGGUCCUGGACAUCCGGGAAAUCAUCCAAAUCAUCCCUUUGCACCCAACCGCGAUUACUCCGAUGAGUAUGCAUCAAAUAAGAGCAACGAUUCGUUCUCGAAACAACACGUCGAUUAUCCCGGCAAACAAACCGCCCCCGAUUACGGUAAACAAAUGCCCAAUGAACCCGAGCGAGGUGUUCAUCAUCAAAGCGAAAUGGAAGAACAUUAUUCCGUUUCCAAGAUAGAACCACGACUUGCUCACAUAGGCGCCGGCCCCGGAGCAUUCCCGGGACAACCAAGGUUCCUCUCGGGGCAGAGUAUAUCACAGGCAACUGGCCCAACCCCUACGCUUAAUCAAUUGCUCCAGGCAUCUAGCCCCAUGCAUCGGUUUCACUCCAAUUAUCCAGGAAUUGGACCCGAGUCCUAUCAGCAGCCCUGGCCUAUGCAGCGACCCCCAGUCGUACCUCCUGUUUAUCCACAACCUGGACAACGACCUCCGCAAACGGGUUCACCACGGUUACACCCUGGACCAGGAGGUCCUUCUCCAACUCCCAUGCCAUAUCAACCGUACUCUCAACGUUAUUCUUCGCCAGCAAGGCCACACUCACCCUAUGGUCAUCACCAGAUAAACUCAUAUGCCCAGGGUGGACACCCUUCAAGUAUAUAUGCUGAUCAACGAGGAUGGAAUCAAGCUGGACCACCAAAUCCACCACCUCCACCAACAAAUCAAACCAGCCCAUCCAGUCAGUCUCCACAACGUGCUCUUUCACAAUCUCCAGCACCACCUCCUUCUGCGUCGCCGCAGCCACAACCAAGUGGUCAACCACAGAAUUUUCAUAGUAUGCAGCAACGAUCAACAACUCCAAAUACUCAAGGAAUUGAUUCAGGGGAAUUAUCUGGCCAAAAUAGUAACGAUAGUUCGAAUGGACCUGCUGGUCCAGGAACACCAAAUUCCCAGGGGAUGAGGCCUACCCCUUCGCCUACAGGGUCCACAGGUUCUCGCUCGAUGUCCCCUGCUGUUGCAGGUCAGCAAAACGUUCAGAUGCCUCCACGACCGUCAAGCAGUCAGUCAGAAGGAAGUGGACCAGCACGAAUGAGUCACUCCCCCAUGGCUACUCAAGGAGGAUAUCAACAACCUCUUGGACCUUCACCGCACAUGCACAGUUACAAAAUGAAUAGUAGCGGUCCUGGUGUGGUUCAACCAGGACCAGUACCAACUGGGCUUGGCGGUAUUAAUCCAAUGAGUAGUGGAAUGGGAUAUGCAGCAGGUGGGGCUGCUGCGAAUCAACCUGGUGGUUAUCCUGGACAGGGUAGUUAUCCUCCUCCACGGCCACAUAUGCAGUUUCCUCAGGGUUAUCCGCCGCCAACAAAUUCACAACCGCCGCCGAACAACCAAUACCAAUCAGCCAGAUCAAACAAUAUGGUGCAAUACCCUCCUUAUCCGCAUAAAAUGGGCUUCAAUAGUGUAUCACCUGGCAUGCCACCGAGUCCUGGACCACCUCAAGUAUAUGGUACUGGCGCAGCUGGAACUAUGGUACCUCCAGGUACUCCGGGAAUCGGAGGCAUUGGCAACAUGGGCCCACCAACAAGUUCCAUGGGACCACCACCACCAUCUCCAAAUCAUGUGAGCAAUCAGCCGCCACCGCCACAACAUCCACAUCCACCAGCAGCAACACCGCCUCUUAAUCAUGAGGGAAGUCCAAUGCCACCACCAAGUACUACUCCAAAUUCACAUCCAACCCCUGCGCCCACACCUACCAGCCAUAGUUCUGCCGAUCUCUCUGCGGAAACGUCGAAUGACAGUGGAAUUACCACCACUGCCUCAGGUACCACCUCUAUUAAUGUUACGUCAACUUCAAGUGGAACAGUAACAUCUGUGAUAACGACGGGUCCCGAUGGCACUUCCCUGGACGAAGGUUCUCAGCAAUCUACGUUAUCGAAUGCAUCGGCUGCAUCUGGAGAAGAUCCAGCUUUUACACCAAAGGUUCGAAAAGACUUACUGGGAGCUUAUCACAGUCAUUCAACAACACCACAAAGCACAGUUCCAUCUCCUGGUGCUGCUAGCAUCAAUUCAAUACAUGAGGAAUAUCCAGACAUGAGUAGUCCAGGCUGGCCGCGCACACCUGCAAGUCCUGUAUUUAACAGCCAUGUGCCUCAAGACCCAUACAGAUCUAAGAAACCUGAUAGUUUAGCAAAACUGUACGAAAUGGAUGACUCGAUAGAAAGAAGAUCUUGGUUGGAUAAAUUGGUCACAUUUAUGGAAGAAAAACGAACACCAAUCACCAGUUGUCCCACGAUCUCCAAGAACCCCCUCGAUUUGUUUCGAUUAUACCUCUACGUGAAGGAAAGGGGGGGCUUCAUGGAGGUAUGCAAGGUGACAAAGAACAAAACAUGGAAGGACAUUGCUGGACUUCUUGGAAUUGGUGCGAGUAGCAGUGCUGCAUAUACGUUGCGCAAACAUUAUACGAAGCAUUUGUUGCCGUUUGAGUGUCACUUUGAUCGAGGAGGUGUUGAUCCACAACCGAUUAUUAAUCAGGUGGAGGCGGGUUCGAAGAAAAAAGGAUCCAAAGGUACAGCAUCCGUACCCUCGCCAGGUUCAUCAAAUUCACAAGACUCGUUUCCUGCCGCCGGUUCGAGUAGCACGUCCAUGGAUGGUUAUGGAAGUUAUCAAGGUAGCUAUCCGGGAGGCGCUCCAGGUGUACCUGGAGGAGAUUACACACCGCCACCACCAAGACCUCCUAGCCAAAGUAGCGCACCUACACCUCAUCAAGGGAUGCAACAAAGUAAUUACCAAAAUACUGGCUCCUUUCAAAAUUAUCCUCAAGAACAAUAUAUUAGACCACAGGGUAGUGGAAUGUCGCAGCAGGGAGAGUUCAAUCAACCGUACACACCUCGCACGCAUUAUCCGCCUUACGUACCCGACUCUGAAAGGUUUGUUCCAAAUAGGGGAUACUCUGGGGGUAACAUGCCGCCGAACAGUGCCGGAAGUCAAGACAUGUACAAUAGGUAUGCUGGCAAUCAGCAGCCGACUAGUUAUUCAACUGGAACACCGCCCGGUGCUCGUAAUAGCAAUUAUCCUUCGACGCCCCAGGGUCACCCGCCGAAUGCACAACAGCCACCACCCUCGUGUCAACCAUCUUCCUCGGCACAAUCAUCCGCAUCUUCGACAUUUUCCUGUCCUCAAGAUUAUUACAGACAAGAACAGAGUGGAUACGGAGCUCCAGGUGGAAGUCAAAUUUAUCCCUCGGCAACAGCAGCUAACAAAAAUAUGCCGCCACCUCCACCAGGUCCUCAGCAACCUAGGCGACAUCCAGAUUUUGCCAAAGACCAGCAGUAUCCUCAGUAUAAUCAGCAACGGCCGGCCUAUCCAGGAUGGCCAGGUGCGACGAAUCAGUAUAACAGUGGCAGUGCAGGAGCUAGAGUUCAGUAUCCUAGUCAGCAACCUCAACCGCAGUCACAACAACCACAACCACCGCCGCCACAACCUCCGGUUGCUUCUGGUGCUCCUGCUCCAUCUGGUGUUGCAGGAAUUCCUAGCUCUCAACAAUGGGUCGGCCAACAGUCAACUAGGCCCACGGCCCAACCAAGUAUUCCUAUCUCUCAUCCACCGACACUUUGGGAACGUCAUUAUUCAAGUCAACCGUCAACUCUAUAUCCACCUCCUGGCUCUCAUCAGAGUCAACUUGGCAUAAAUCCUAUGCUGAAUCAACAACCAGCACCUAAAAGAGAAAUGACAUUCCCACCUGACAGCGUUGAAGCAGUCACACCAUUAUUGUACAAACGACGAAAAUUAACGCGCACAGACGUUGCGCCAGUUGAAGCCUGGCGAGUUAUGAUGGCGUUACGAUCAGGACUUCUUGCUGAAAGUUGUUGGGCACUGGAUGUUCUAAACAUUCUUUUAUUUGACGACUCUUCUGUGAGUUACUUUGGACUGACGCAUCUACCUGGAUUAUUAGAUGUUUUAUUGGAGCAUUUUUCACGUUCGCUCUCUGAUAUGUUCGAAUCAUCAACAUCGGACGAGGAGCGAUACUGGGGUCAAACUGUGGAUGGACCAGAAGUUGAUCUUGGUUCAGUGGUGCGGCCAAUUGAUCCAGAAGAUCGUACAAAAUUAUUGUCAUCGUCAAAUUACACCUUCCUCUCGAGACGUGGUCGUCCAGUGAAAAUGGUUCCAAGGGAUGAUGAGAUAUUUGUUUUGGACAGCCGUAGAUCCUGGGAUCAUCAAGACUGUGAAGUAGAAACUGAGCCCUGGCAAGUAGAAAGUAACACCACCAAGUAUAUUGUCACUUGUUUUCAAUCAGAAACUGGUAAUGUACCUUUUGCGCGACAUUUGCGAGACGAGAAACCUCCUCUCUUGCAAAAAGAAGUUGAUAGUGUUGAUUCAAAAGAUGAAAUAAAAAUCUCUGAAUCAUCAUCACCGCCUGAAAAUUCCGAGUCACAUAGAAAACCCGAGCAAUUGUGUGGUGGUGGUGGUGAUAAGCCAAAGGAUAUUGGCGAACGUAAACAAGAGAAGAAAAAGAAGACAAAAUCAAUUAGCGAUGUUCUAUCAAGGAUUAAGAAGGAACCCGUUGAAAUGAAUGAUCUCACGCGGGAACUUUUUGAAAAGAAAAAUGACAGUUCAAGAAAAGAAUGUGAAGUUGAUUCAAAAGCAAAUAAUAAUGUUGGUGAGCAUUUUGUUGAAUUGCCAAAAGAUGAUGAGGAAUCACUUCCAAAUCAAAAUGGCCUCAGUGAUUCGACAAGUACAAUUGAUUCGGAGAAACGGGAGAUUAAAGUUGAACCUGAUGAGGAAGGUGGUAUAUCGAGUGAAGAGAAAGAGGGACCAAGAUUGAAAAUAAAAGAUCCAGCUGGAACAUUAAAGAGAAGACGAAUAAGUGACUAUGAGGAUGAGAGUUAUUCACGUGAUGAGGCGAGUCUUUAUCUCGUCACUGAGACACAAAAUAGUUUAGCCCAACGUUGUGUUUGUUUGUCAACGAUUCUUAGGAAUUUAACAUUCAUACCGGGCAAUGAGAGUGAAUUUGCCAAGAAUGUCACAUUUCUCAGUCUCCUUGGAAAACUUUUACUAUUGCAUCAUGAACAUCCAGUGAGAACAUUAAAAACACGAAACUAUGAUCGUGAAGAGGACGCUGAUUUUGCCGAUUCGUGUAGUAGUCUUCAGGGUGAAGGUGAAUGGUGGUGGAAUUUUUUGCAUCACAUCAGGGAAAAUGUAUUGGUUAUGUCGGCUAAUAUUGCUGGUCAUUUGGAUCUCAGUCAGCAUCCAGAGGAGAUAUCGCGACCUGUUCUCGAUGGAUUAUUACAUUGGGCGGUGUGUCCAGCUGCACAUGGACAGGAUCCAUUUCCAACGGUGAGCUUAAAUUCAUCACUCUCACCGCAGAGGCUUGCACUUGAGGCAUUGUGUAAACUUUGCGUGACGGAAAGUAAUGUUGAUCUCGUUGUGGCAACACCGCCUUAUUCACGAUUGCAGAGACUCUGUUCAGUUCUCACGCGACUUCUAUGUAGAAGUGAAGAACAAUGUCUACGGGAAUUUAGUGUGAAUCUUUUGUAUUUCCUAUCGGCAGCUGACAGCGGUGUGGCACGAAGUAUUGCACUGCAAACGCCAUGUGUUGCAUUGCUAGUGGCGUUUAUUGAACAAGCAGAGAGCAGCGCACUUCAAGUGGCAAAUCAACAUGGAUUACCAGCAUUACGUGAAAAUCCUGAAUCAAUGGGCACAAGUCUCGAUAUGUUGCGACGUGCUGCGGGAACAUUAUUAAAUCUCGCGAGGCAUCCUGAUAAUCGGACUUUACUUUUGCAACAUGAAUCGCGAAUGUUGGCACUUGUUAUGAGCCAAAUUCUCGAUCAACAAGUGGCGGCAAUUGUCGCGCGAGUUCUGUUCCAAUGCUCGAGGAGCAGUGUAACGUCGUAACUCGAAGAGCGGUGUGCAUACCACCAUUUAUUUUCUUCGUAGAUAAAAACUACUCGUUUUUUUUUCUUUUUGUCAAAUUCGAGUUUUGAACAUUUAAAACUGUGACGCGAUUGUAGUUUUAUAUAUAAACACAAGUAUAAGAUAAAAGAAAAAAAAAAAAAAAAAUGCUAAUUAUCGGUGUUAGCGCAGUGUGGUUAGCGCCAUUGGUAUACCUUUCAAUCGUGAAUUGAAAUAAUAUCGAUAGUGUAAUGUAAGAUAAUCAAUAGUCGAGAAAUAUAUGAAUGGGAGAUAGUUAAAAAAUGAAAAUGUGAGAUAAACGGUACGAGAGAAUAUUUGCAGAAUGUUAGAGUAAUGAUAAAGAAAGAGAGAGUAAGAAUAAGAUAAAAGGAUAGGAAAAUUAGAAUGCGUAAAAAAAUAGGAAUGGUUGAAAAAAAAAAUGGGGGAAAGGAACGAGUAAUAGAGAGAGAAAAAAGAUUACGUAAAAGUGGAAAGAAUUUUAGGAGGAAAUAAAAAAAGAGUGAAUGUGUUUGAAUGUGAUUUGAAAGAGAGAACAAAAAAAAGUAAGAAUAAAUGAAAAUUCCGAGAAAAAAAACAGCAGCUGCAUAAUAAUAUAUAAAAGAAAAGCCACCAAUAAAAAAAAUGCAACUCGCAUCGUGCGAUGUGUUAUAUAUCGUGGAUUACGAUUAUAUAUAUAAAUAUAUAAUAAUAUAAUGCAAAUUUUUAUAUUUGCAUGUUUUUGUGCUGUAAUUAGCGAGUAAUUAAGGUAUUUUGUAGAUAACACACACUUCCAUUGAAUCUUAUUCGGUUUGUGUCAUCGAAAUGUGCGAUGACACCCCAAAUAUUGUGCGUGGAUUAGACCCACAAGUCUCGACAUUUAACAAAAACAAAUAAAAAAAACAGGCAGGAACAAGAAACAACAAGAAUUAAAUUUUGAAAUGAUUGAUAUAACUUCUGAAUAAAUGAGAAAUGGGGUGAGUAAAAGAAACCAGAAGGAAUAAAUAAGAAUCAAGGGAUGAAUGAAUGAAUGUUGAUAAAAAAUAAAAGAAAGAAAGCAAGAGAAUUGAAUGAGAACAAUUUUUUUAAAACAAUAAAAAUUGAUACGUGUGAUACGUACCAUUUUGUUGCUCGGCCGGGUGGGGCUGUGGGGAGGGGGACGGAAAUGUGGGUGUGAGUGAAAAAUUUUGUUGGGGAAAUUUUUUUUUUUUUUUUUGUGGUGUAACGGGGAAUGGGGGACAGGGUCUACCAGACACUAGCUUAAGCGAACUAACGAGUAGUCAUUCGCUUGCACUUUAGCAAAGAAUGAAAUUCUUCCGUUCUUUAUACAUAUGCAUAUAUUUUAUUUUAUUUAAUAUAAAAAAAAAGUGAAAGAAAGAUUAAAAGGCGAUUUUUAAAAAAAGAAAAAACCCGCUCGUGCGUUAAAUACGAGAAAAAAGUGGAAUAAUUGCGAUGAUAAUUGUUUUAUAAUAAAAAAAAAAGAGGAGCGUCUCGAUGUGUAAAAAGUGUGGACUAAUUAGAAAUUCUUGGGCAAAAGUGUUCGAAUAUGAAUACUAAAUUCAAAUAAUAGUUGUGUGGGACUCCUUGAUAAAAAAUAAUAAUAAAUUAUCAUCGAUUGUACAAACGACGCUAAUUUGUAAAAAAAAAAAAAGAAAAAAAAAUAA
Messenger RNA from Leptopilina boulardi, 8149 nucleotides. It is a transcript of the gene osa, whose product is annotated as trithorax group protein osa. NCBI's taxonomy places the organism in Eukaryota, Metazoa, Arthropoda, Insecta, Hymenoptera, Figitidae. The record is from RefSeq and is a predicted model, not a curated record. Gene Ontology annotation, biological process: regulation of transcription by RNA polymerase II; chromatin remodeling; positive regulation of DNA-templated transcription. The transcript has 20 exons. Gene Ontology annotation, molecular function: DNA binding; nucleosome binding. The coding region runs from base 291 to 6491 and encodes 2066 amino acids. Gene Ontology annotation, cellular component: brahma complex; SWI/SNF complex; nBAF complex.